AACAUUUGUUUUCUUUUUCAGUCGAUAAAAUGAAGUGGACGCUGACGCUGUUAAUAAUCUGUCUGGCAUCGGAGCUAGUCAGCUCUGAAACAAAUCUGCCGCCUGUUUUCACGCAAACCCUCAACAAUAUUGUGCUCUAUGAGAACAAGCCAGUGGGAUCAGUGGUCUUCCGAUUAGAAGGCUACGAUCCUGAGCAGAGCAAUGUGACAUUUGGCUCCAUUGGCUCCGAUCAUUUUAGCGUAGAUCCAAUUUCUGGAAAUAUUACACUGGUUAAGCCCUUGGAUCGCGAGGAAACGGACAGCCUAACAUUUUUGGUAUCGAUCAGAGAUCGCGUGGAUCCAAAGGGCGAAUCCGAGCAGGAUAAUGUUGUGGAACAACCAAUUACGUUCAUCAUACUUGAUGAAAAUGACAAUCCGCCGGAGUUUCAAAAUACCCCUUAUGAAGCGGAUGUUAACGAGGACGCCGUGGUGGGUACCACAAUAUUCGAUAAAAUAUUGGUGAAGGAUCGCGACACAAUUGGGGACAGCCUUGAUCUGAAAUGCGUGCCACAGCAACAAAGUCCUGAGGCGUGCAGCAAAUUCCACUUGCAGUUGCUAACCCGGGAGGCGACCAUCCUCACGGCUGCAGUGGUGGUCAAUGACACUCUGAACUACAACCAACGAAUGAUCUAUCAUUUCCAAAUCGAGGCUAGCGAUGGAGUGCACAAAACCCAGACAACUUUUGAGGCACGCGUCAAGGACGUGCAGGAUAAGCCACCAGUCUUCCAGAGAUCCCUCUCAACAGUCAUUGACGAAGACAGUCCCAUUAACACCUUGGUUCUCACCGUGCAAGCUCGUGACGGCGACAAGGGGGAACCUCGGAAAAUUGUCUACGAUUUGCUGAGCAAUCCCAAUGAUUACUUCCUUCUGGACUCAAACAGCGGCGAGCUGCGCACGGCGAAGCCCUUAGAUCGUGAGGCAUUGACAGACUCUACCGGCCUAAUCUCGCUGGUGGUACGUGCCCGCGAGGUGGUGAACGAUGUGCCCAGUGAUGACCCCCUGACCAGUGCCACGGCUAGAGCUACGGUGACCAUACGCGAUGUGAACGACUCGCCACCCAAAUUUAAUAAGAAGGAAUACGAGGUGUCGUUGCUCGAAAACACGCCGGAGGGUACUCCACUGGCCCUGGACAUGAGUGUCAGUGAUGCUGAUGUGGGAAUCAACUCGAAGUUUGCGCUGCGCUUGGAGGAUGUGUCCGGGGUGUUCGACGUGGAACCAAAGCUAGUCACAGGCUACUCGCAGGUUAACAUACGCGUGGCCAAUGGGACGUUGGACUACGAGAAUCCCAAUCAACGCAAGUUCAUAGUCUUGGUUAUAGCGGAAGAGACAGACACGAAUCCCAAGCUCUCCUCUACAGCCACAAUAACAGUGAGCGUGCUGGACGCCAAUGACAACAAGCCCAGCUUCGAACAGGAGAGCUACUCGGCUACAGUCUCCGAGGCAGCUCUACCGGGACAGUACAUAACUACGAUUACCGCCAAGGAUGUGGAUUCGAGCAGCUUUGGUGAUGCAGGGAUACGGUACAGCCUCUCCGGCACUGGUGCGGAGCUGUUUCAUGUCAAUGAGCAAACGGGCGUCAUCACCCUGGGCGAUUGUCAGAGAGAGAGCAACAGGCGCCAGCGACGUGACCUCCAUGAGAAUGACAGCGAUGGUCACGCACUUGAAAUGCUUUCCAUGGAGGCGGAACAGAGCCUCGACCAGCGACAGAUUAACACAGAGCCCACCGUGCAAUACACGUUAAUCACGCAGGCGCCGUUGCAGUCGCAGCCAGCAGCAGCAGCAGCAGUAGACGCGGUAGACGCGGGAGCAACGGCAACAAUAUCGGCGGCAGCGGCGGCAGCUGCUAAUGACGACAAAGCCGCCAGCAGCAAGGCGCCGACGACGUGUCUGGACUAUGAAACGGAGACCACGUACUUCUUGUCAUACAAGGCCACCGACGACAAUGGACAAGGUCAGACUUCUGUGGUCUCCCUGCGGAUAUCGGUGAGCGAUGCCAACGAUUCGCCGCCCGUAUGUGAGAGCCCCCUCUACCGGGCCAGUGUGGACGAAGGCGCUUUGGUCUUUGAUUCGCCAUUGGUGGUGAAGGCGCGCGACGCGGACACAAUGUCCAGCAUUAGCUACCGGAUUAUUGGCUCAUCGCAGAUCGAGAGCAUCUUUGACAUUGACAAGCGAAGCGGCCAGAUUAGCAUACGCCCCAACGCCAGCCUGGAUGUGACGAAUCUGAAGAGCGAGCAGCUCAUAUUUGUGGUCGAAGCCAACGAUGGACUCUUUACGGCCAACUGCGGCGUCAACAUCACAGUACGCGAUGUUAACAAUCAUGUGCCCAGUUUCCAGCAGCAAAACUAUAGCGCCGUCGUCGAGGAGAACUCAGAGAUUGGUACCAGCGUUGAGAAAGUGCAGGCCACCGACCUGGACACUGGAAAGAAUGCCGAGCUACGUUAUCGCAUACAACAGGGCAGCUUCAAUGACUUUGAUAUAGAUGAGCGCACUGGCGAGGUGUUUGUCUCGCGCAAGCUCGACUAUGACAGACGCAACACGUACCACCUACAGGUGCAGGCUGCUGAUCUGGGCACGCCCAGUCUCACAGGCACCGCCACAUUGACAAUCAAUGUGCAGAACAGCAACGAUAAGGAUCCCUACUUCGUGCCCGCUACACAGCAUGCUGAGGUGCGUGCAGACGCGCCCACUGGCCACCUUGUGUACACUCUGAUCGCUCUAGAUCCCGACGUGGCCACGCACAAUGCCCUCGAGUUUGCGGCCACCGAUGACAUUACGGCCAUUGAUAAGGAGGGCAAGGAGCUGCUUCACAGCGAGCAGUUUAAGGAGUACUUUGCCAUCGCCCGCAAUGGCAAAGUUCUGGUCAACCGCCAAUUGGAUCGCAAUCUCUUUGCGGUAAUGCGCAUCAAUGUACUCGUGACGGACAGCACUGCGCCCAAUGUGCAGCAAGGACGCGGCCUGCUCAUUAUACAGAUAAUCGACGUCAAUAAAAUACCUCCGAGAUUCAAUGCGCCCUGGAGCCCCGAACAGCCGGUGAUAAAGUUGCAAAUGGUCGAGGAGCAGCCAGUUGGCACCGUGCUGACCACGCUGCAGGCGAGCGACGAAGACUCUAGCAUUGGCGAGUUCAACAUUACGUCCAAUGAUUACUUUGCCAUCAAUCACACCACAGGCACCAUUUACACAACUGCCCGCUUGGACUAUGAGGCCGUCAAGGAGGUCAAAUUCACGGCAACAGUCAGCGAUACAGGCGUGCCGGCGCUGACUGCAACAGCGGACAUUGUCGUCGACAUUAUCAACCUGAAUGACAACGAGCCGCACUUCACCCAGUCUGAGUACUAUUUCAACAUCACGGAAAACUCCCCGCGCGGCACAGUUGCUGGCAAAGUGGAGGCCCACGACAGCGAUGUGGGUGCCUUUGGCGAGCUGACCUACACGCUGAUAGGCGAAAACAACAAAUACUUUACCAUCGAUGCCUACACGGGCAACGUGAUGGUGGCAAACGCAUCCAUAUUGGAUCGGGAACAGCUGAAAGAGCUCACGCUUUCCGUUGUGGCACAGGACAAGGCACCAGCCACGGUACAAAAAUCGGCGACGGCAACGAUACACAUCAAUAUUUUGGAUGUGAACGACAAUGCUCCCGUCUUCACCCGGCCGGUGUACAAUUCAACGGUCUCGGAGAAUGCAGCAUAUCAGCCGCCAGCUGCGCUACUGCAGGUGCAGGCCAUAGAUUUGGAUGAGGGCUUAUAUGGGGAUGUGCGGUAUAUUAUAACGGGAGGCAAUGAGCUGGCACUCUUUAAGCUUGACGCACAGUCGGGCAUCAUUUAUCCGGCUCAAAGUCUGGCCGGUAAGCAUGGUGUUUACGAGUUGGUGAUAUCAGCACGCGACACUCAGGGUUCGGGCACCAUGGAGACAACUGCGAAGGCGGUCAUCACAGUUCUGCGCGUUAAUCGCCAUCGUCCGGAAUUCGUGCUUCCGGCUCUGUCAAAUGCGACUAUCGAAAUACCUGGCGACAUCGUGCAACCGGACUAUUUGCUGCUGACCGUCAAGGCGCUGGACAAUGAUACCGACGGAAUCGGAAAGGUCAGCUAUCAUCUGCAGGUAAACAAUCAAAAUGUGCAGCAGACGACCGAGUUCAAGAUCGACGAGGCCACCGGAGAACUGCGCGUCAGGCAGCAGCUCAAUCGAAAAAAUCGCGCCAACUAUGAUAUCAUAUUGGUGGCACGUGAUGCUGGCAAUCCCCCAUUUGAGUCCCUGCGCCUACUGACCGUCAGCAUUGUAGAUGCGAAUGAGAAUCGGCCAGAGUUCCCGGACGCCUCCAAUCCCUAUAAGGUAUCAAUAAAUGAGAACAGCGGUCGUGAUGUCAAGAUUGGCCACAUUCAGGCCGCCUCGCGCAGCAAGCACAAUCGUGACAUAUUUUACUAUAUGCUCCUGGGCAACGAAGAUGGCGCCUUCUAUGUGGACAAGCUGACUGGAGAUAUUUACACCAACAAGAGCCUGGACCGUGAGGAGACCGAUGCGUAUACUCUGUACAUAUUGGCCAGCAUCAAGGCGGACUUGCACAUAUCUGAAGAAGAACGCGCUUCGUUUUCGAUCAAGACGUUGAAUCGAGAUAAUACUGUGGCCAAGGUAGCUAUUACCGUGCUGGAUGUGAAUGAUAAUGCGCCGGUCUUUGAGAAGUCCGUUUACUACGCGGGCGUCAAUGCCAAUGCCAAAAUGAAUGCGGCCAUCACUCUGGUCAAUGCUACCGAUGCGGAUCAGGGUAAAAAUGCCAAGAUUGAGUAUAUGAUCGUUGCUUCAAAUCUGUACAAAUUCGGCGCUUCCAAGUCAACGGGCUCCAUCGUGCCCAGUCCGUUUGCCAUAUCGCAGGAUGGCCGUAUCACAGCCAAUACAAUAAUGGCCGAGUACAACCAAGACCGCUUUGAGUUGGAGAUCGUGGCAAGAGAACUGGAGCAGCCGCAGCGCUCGGCCAACACCAAAGUUAAUAUUUGGGUAUUUGAUGGCACCCAGUUGGUUAGGGUGAUUCUAUCCCGUCCACCCGAGGAGGUCUAUCAGGAGCAGGAAGAGAUUAUAGCUGAGUUACGCAAUGCCACACAGCAUCGCAUCAUUGUGGACGAAAUACGCUUCCAUUUGGAUUCUAUAGGACGCAUUCGCAUGGAUUGGUGUGAUCUGUAUUUCCAUGCCGUGGAUCCUCAGACACAGCAAAUAGCACCAGUCGAUGAAAUUCUCAAGGAUAUUGACAGAAACUACGAUUAUCUUAAGGAUUACUAUGCAGGAUUCGCCAUUGAGAAUGUUGUGCCCGCCUAUAUAGCCAUUGUGCAGGAUGAGUUCGAUUUGGCCGUGGCUGGCCUGGUGGCACUGGUCAUAGUGCUCUUUGUGGGCGUCAUUAGCUUCAUUGUGCUCUGCUGUUGCCUGAAGCAUUGGAAUCUCUCAGUGCCCGUAGAGACGCGUCGCAAGGAAGCAUUGAUUAAAAAGCAAAUUAUUGAGGAUCUGAAUACGACCGAGAAUCCGCUCUGGAUUGAACAGAAACUUAAGCUGUAUGAAGAGCAAGAGUUGACCAUGCAGGUCUUUUCGGAGCCCGACCAUAUAUCUAACUCAGAUGCUCCUGGGCAUUUGGAUCAUCGCAGCUCACUAGAGCAGGUACAUCAUGGCCAGUCGGUGGACAACACUUACGCCACCAUCCAGCCACGCAACAAUCAGAAUCGUCUGACCGCCGGCUCCGGCAGCAACGGUGGUGCCGGUUCCAUUUCCAUGCGAAGCGGCGGUGCAGUCAGUGGCGGUGGGAUCGGCGGAGCAGGUCUGCUUCAAACCCGUAUUGAUCCACAUGCCAACGAUUUUGCGGACUAUGCCACACUCCGCAACAAUCGGGCUCCUUCUAUGUACGAGUUUACAGGCUCCACAUUCCAGGCACCAAUACGGGAUGGCGACGACGCCGUAGCCGAGCUUAUUUAAGCAGUGCAAUCUGCAGCUAAAAUCUAAAUUGUAAAUUUUGUAGUAGCUAACUAUUUAGAGAACCCGUAGAAACGAUUUAGUUGAAUUCAUCUAAUUUUCUGAUUUCACGAAUUUGCCCGUUGUGCAAAUAUAAAUUUAUACAAGUGCAUAUACAGACACAUACAUAUAUAUAUGGAGCGUAGUAGUAUAUAAUAUGCUAACAAUAUUUAAAGCUCAACUAAUCACGAAAAACAAAAGUAAACUUUAUAAUACUUACGUAUGAAAAUGUGUAAACGGCUACAAACUAAACCCCAUAGUGGAAUUUCUCCCGCAUAAAUAAUGACAAUAAUAUAUAUGAAAAAACAAAUACACACACACA
Messenger RNA from Drosophila hydei, 6342 nucleotides. RefSeq names its product cadherin-87A. Bases 30 to 5984 code for a protein of 1984 amino acids. The transcript is spliced from 13 exons. Lineage: Eukaryota; Metazoa; Arthropoda; Insecta; Diptera; Drosophilidae. The record is from RefSeq and is a predicted model, not a curated record. Gene Ontology annotation, biological process: homophilic cell-cell adhesion. Gene Ontology annotation, molecular function: cadherin binding; calcium ion binding. Gene Ontology annotation, cellular component: plasma membrane; catenin complex.